Molecule: messenger RNA, 714 nt
Organism: Auanema sp. JU1783
Lineage: Eukaryota; Metazoa; Nematoda; Chromadorea; Rhabditida; Rhabditidae
Source: the annotation of a GenBank genome assembly
AUGACGACAAUCAACGUACAACCUCAGUCUAUACCACUGGACUUGUCUAGCUUCGCUUUAUCGUCAUCGCAAAUAAUUCCUUCAAUUUCUAACUUCCAUCCUGCUCUUUACUCUCUAGUGGAACUUCAGAAACAGUAUCAGACUUUUGGUGUUGAUUCAUCGUACAGUUCAUCUGAACGUAAUAAUAACUUUGCUCCGAUUCAAGUUGAUUCUUCUGGCUCGUCGUCUUCUUCCACAAAAUCUGACACUGAUUCCAUUGCAUCACCCCCACAUCGUAAUAAUGUGAUAGUAAAAGCAGAUUUUAAGCGAAAAAAAGAACUGGUGAAGGAUAAUGCUUAUUGGGAAAGACGAAAGAAGAAUAACGACGCCGCAAAAAGAAGCAGAGAUCAUCGUAGGAUGAAAGAAGACGAAAUCGCUUCCCGGGCUGCCUGUCUCGAACAAGACAAUAUUCGAUUACGAUCCGAACUUGAGCAACUACGAAAUGAAACAGAAGCUUUAAGAAGUAUAAUCGUUAAUACAUCUGCCAGUCAACAACUCAAUAUAAAAGUUCCUGUAGCGAUUCGCCCGAGCUCGACAGUUACAUCAUCCUCAAAUCUUUUAACAACAAUACCACCAUCAGUUAUUACAUCAAGUAAUGCUCAAAUGCAUAUACAGUAUCCUGAUUCCACACAUAGAAGUACAGUUCUUGUCACAAACUAUUCAAGUUCUACGUAA